Molecule: messenger RNA, 2849 nt
Organism: Frankliniella occidentalis (western flower thrips)
Lineage: Eukaryota; Metazoa; Arthropoda; Insecta; Thysanoptera; Thripidae
Product: collagen alpha-1(I) chain-like
Source: RefSeq, a predicted model, not a curated record
AUAGUUUCGCCGGCCACCGCACGAGAGCGCUCAUGUCCCUCAUCUUUUUUUGAAGCUUGAUCUUCAGCUAUCUCCAUAUUGCUUUGGUGUUUAUUUCAGAAGAGAAAAUGGAUUUCUGUCCUUUGUUUUCUACUUAAAACUAUACCACAUCAUGUGAGACGAGUGAUUCUUCAGGAUUAAGUGGAAAGAUGAGUUGACCACUUUACAAGUUUCAAAGCAAAAUGGCGAGUAAUUGGAAUCAGUGGCCUUCGGGUAAUCCAUCUGCAGCGGGUGUGAGUGCAUCCAUCCCAGGAAAUGCAGCUUCAUAUCAGAUGUAUGCAGGCGGUUCUGCCGCACCCACUGGUGAUCCAGGGGCAGCUCAUCAGGAGAACUGGCAGCAGUGGCAACAGUGGCAAACUCAGUAUGCUCAGUGGCAGGCACAGUACGGCGAAAAGUACCAGGCUGCCUUAGCCGCUGGCCUAUCUGUGCCUGGAAUUGCAGCACACAAUGCAGCAGCAGCUUUGUAUACAACACCAACAAAUACUCCUGCUGCAGCUCCUCAACCUGUACAACCCCCUUCAUCAAUAAAUUCACAUAAUGCUAAUCAAAAACAAUUCUCAAGAGAGUCUAGAAAUGAGGAGUUUUUGGGGAAGAGAUCACGCCCAAAUGAUAGACAAUCUUUAGAGUCAGACCCUGCCAAAAAAUCUAAAGGCAAUUCUAGCCAUGAUCAAUUCAAGGAGAAUUCUGGCCAAGAUCAGUUCAAACCAAACAGUUCUGAAAGUCAGGAUAGGUCAGAAAAUGAAAAGAUGUUUGAUGAACAGUUCAAGCGGUGGGAGUCUCAGUUUGAUGCAUGGAAGAAACAAAACCAAAAUCAUCCCAACAAAGAGCAAUACAAACAAUACGAGCAAAAGUGGUUUACAUGGCGAGAGCAACUCAUUCAACGCCGAGAAACCAUGAGGAAAAAACGAGAACGCUCUACUGAUGGCAAGAACAAAAAUGAGAGUAAACCUCAAGCCCCAGCUGCUGCAGCAAAGCCUCCAUCUCAACCGCCACCACCAACUUCACUGCCACCACUACCUCAGGGUCCUCCUCCACCACCUCCUCCAGACACACCUCCAAAGCUUCCAGCAGGCCCUCCUCCUCCACCCCCAGAGGAUUUAAGUGAUAAGCCUUUACAAUUCAAGAAACCUGAGAAUGACUACUUCUCCAGCAAGCCUGCCAAAAAGCCUGCUGCUGCAGCCGUGGGCAUGGCUAUGGGCAGCAUGGGCAUCCCCGGCUUGGAGGGUGGCAAGAAUGAUGCUGGUGGCUCUCUACAACAGGGCUUCUUCGGCCAGGCGCUCGGCGGCCAGGCCGCUGCAGUCCCUCUCAACGCUCCCCCGGGUUUCUCGGCCGGGCAGCCGCAGCAGCCCGCGUACCCCAUGUACAACAACGCCAUGGCGGCCACCGGCUACCCCAGCCCUUACCAGUCGGGUCCUGCCGCCGCCGACCUCCAGGCCUGGAACCAGGGCUUCGGCCAGGGCGGCUACCCCGACUUCGCCCAGGCGCCUCCGCAGGUGCCCCCACUGGUGCCCCCUCAGGCGCCCCCGUCUCUCCUCGCCGGCCUCGGCGCCGGGCCCUCCGCUGGUCCGCAUGGCUUCCAGUCCAUGCCGUUUGAUGCGCCCCAGAACCCAUGGCAGUCUGAAGAGCAGGGGAACGACCGCAGGUGGGGGCCGUCCAGGUCGGCGCCAUCCAACGCCGCAUCCAGCUCGUCGCAGGACUACGACCCUCUGAAGAUGUUGGCCGAGGCCAGGCGGCGACAGGCCAACGACAGCAAGAAGGACGCGGCUCGCGGUCCCGACCAAGGACCCGACUCCAGGGGUCCUCAGGACAACUUUCCUGGACCACGCAAGGGUCCCUUCGGCUCCAGGGAUGACUUCCGCGCGGGGAGAGAGAACAAUUCGCGGGAUCUGAGCCCAGCCCAGCGGGGAGACUCCGGACCGAGGAGCUUGUUUGAUGGACCGCCACUCUUCCGUCCAGAAUUUGGUCGUGACGGGAAAGGACCAACCGACGAUGCCCGCAGCCCACGAGAUGACUUCAGAGGGCCGCAACCGCUUAUGAGGGGAAUGCAUGAUAAAUUCAAGGACUUCAGGAAGCCGGGAGAUAAUUUUAUUGACGACUUUAUGAGAGGUGCUCAAGAUGACUUCCGUGGCCCCCCUAAAGACUUCAGAGGACCAAAAGACAAUUUCAGAGAUAUGCCUAAUGACCGGAGAAGGCCUUUUGACGCCCCCAUGGGAUCAGACCGUUCACGAGGAGUAUCAGACGAACCCCGAGGACCACCGAAUCCUUUUAGAGGUCCCGAUCUGAAGCUUGGAGGACCAGGAAUGCUACCUAAGUUGGGAGAUUUGAAAGUUGGCAUCACUGACAGCAGUGAUACAAGAGAAGAAGCGAGAAGUGGUCCAAGUAAAUUUGGAGGACCAAUGGACAACAGGCGGGGUCCAGGUGACAAAUUUGCCUUGCCUCGUGAUUCUCCCGGACUACGGGAUGGUGCAGCAGGACCCAGAGACUCCCCCUCGUCUAUCUCUAAGGCAAUUAGCGAUGACAUGAAGGCACCAUACGAUCCUUUCAGAAGCCCAAGCGACGAUCUCAACAGCCCACGGGGUGACUUGCCUGGCAUGCCGCGAGGACCGGGUAUGAAAGAUUCCGGCGAACCAAAUGACAUGCCCCAAAUGCCAUUUGGCCGAGACACCCGCGGACAUUCUGGCGACCGGCGCGGGCAUUCUGGUGACCGACGCGGACAUUCUGGUGAUCGCCGCGGACCACCCGGUGACCUUCGAGGACCUCAAGGCGAUAUUCGCGGACCUCAAGGCGACCUCCGCGGACCUCAAGGCGAC